Messenger RNA from Anopheles arabiensis, 3097 nucleotides. RefSeq names its product pre-mRNA-processing factor 40 homolog A (gene Prp40). The transcript is spliced from 3 exons. Lineage: Eukaryota; Metazoa; Arthropoda; Insecta; Diptera; Culicidae. The coding region runs from base 201 to 2936 and encodes 911 amino acids. The record is from RefSeq and is a predicted model, not a curated record. Gene Ontology annotation, biological process: mRNA cis splicing, via spliceosome. Gene Ontology annotation, molecular function: protein binding; RNA binding. Gene Ontology annotation, cellular component: U2-type prespliceosome; U1 snRNP.
UCAAACUGCCAACCAGCAACUGUCAAAGGUGGAAAAUCGAAAACGGGACGCCUUUUUCGCGGACGGAAAGUGAAGAAAAUAAAACACACACGCACGAACGAAAACUGUGCAGUGCAAUCGUCCGCGGACCGCAUUUCCGGUGUGUGUUGUGGGCUGUGGAAGGCUCCCGGUCGAAGGGUCACCCUACUCUAGCCAGCAAGAUGUCGGUGCCGCCGAUAGCCGCUGGCCAACCGUACGCACCGCCGCUGGUGUCGCAUUUCAACAUCCCUCCGCCGGGUUUUGGUGCGCCCGGUGGGGGCGCAGGCAUCGGUGGCCCGGUAGCACUGGCCGCCGCAGCCGCCGCCAACGGGACAAUGGUUGAUCCUACGGCCACCGUGCCACCGGUCAUACCGGCGGGCGCAGCAGGAGCAGCAGCAGCAGCAGUAGCGGCAGCGGCCGUCCCCGUGACCACGGCAAUCGUGAACGAAUGGUCGGAACACAAGACGCCCGAGGGCCGAACGUACUACUACAACAGUAUCACCAAGCAGAGCCUGUGGGAAAAGCCGGACGAGAUGAAGACGCCGGCCGAAAAGCAGCUCAGCCAGUGCCCCUGGAAGGAGUACCGGUCGGAUUCGGGUAAGCUGUACUAUCACAACACCGCCACGAAGGAGUCACAGUGGGUGGCACCGCCCGAGUAUCUCGAGCUGAAGGAGAAGGUGGCGGCUGAACAGGCGGCUGCCGAGGCGGCCAAAGCAGCCGCGCUGAAAACCUCCGCCAUGGCCAGCAGUAUGCUGAUGCAGUCGGUCGUGCUGCCGGUGGUUUCGCCCGCCCUGGCAGGGACGCCGGCGACGGCAGGAGUGGCGCCGAAUGCGGUUGUGGCGGCCACAGCCGCUGACGUACCGCUCGGUCUAGGUGGGAUGGCCGGCGUAACACCCGGAUCGGCCGAAAACUCUUCCUCCGCGCUGGACCAAGCGAUGGCGGCAACGCUGGCCGCUAUCGAGGUGCCGGACGAUCCGGUCGACAAGCGGCAGGACGAGGAAUCCCAGCCGGGCCAAACGGACGAGGAGCCGGCCAUGGAGUUUAAGGACAAAAAGGAAGCGAUCGAAGCGUUCAAGGAGUUCCUGAAGGAGCGCAACAUCCCCUCGAGCUCGUCCUGGGAGCAGUGCGUAAAGAUCAUCCAGAAGGAUCCGAAGUUUAACGUGUUCAAGAAGCUGAGCGAAAAGAAGCAAGCGUUCAACGCGUACAAAACGCAGAAGCUAAAGGACGAGCGCGAGGAGCAGCGGCUGAAGGCGAAGCGGUCGAAGGAGGAGCUGGAAAAGUUCCUCAUGUCGUCGGACAAGAUGAACUCGGCGCUCAAGUUUUACCGGUGCGACGAGCUGUUCGCCAACCUGGACGUGUGGAAGUCGGUGCCGGAGCAGGACCGGCGCGACAUCUACGAGGACUGCAUCUUCAACCUGGCCAAGCGGGAAAAGGAGGAGGCGCGGGUGAUGAAGAAGCGCAACAUGCGCGUGCUGGGCGAGCUGCUCGAGGCGAUGACGACCGUCACGUACCAGACGACCUGGUCCGAGGCGCAGGUAAUGCUGCUGGACAACGCGUCGUUCAAGAACGACGUCAACCUGCUCGGCAUGGACAAGGAGGACGCACUGAUCGUGUUCGAGGAGCACAUCCGCGGGCUGGAGCGCGAGGAGGACGAGGAGAAGGAGCGCGAGAAGAAGCGGCUCAAGCGGCAGCAGCGCAAAAACCGCGACCAAUUCCUCGCCCUGCUCGACACGCUGCACGAGGAGGGCAAGCUGACGUCGAUGUCGCUGUGGGUGGAGCUGUACCCGCUCAUAUCGGCCGACCUGCGCUUCUCCGCUAUGCUCGGGCAGCCCGGCUCGACGCCGCUGGAUCUGUUCAAGUUCUACGUGGAAAACCUGAAGGCCCGGUUCCACGACGAGAAGAAAAUCAUCAAGGAAAUACUGAAGGAGAAAGAGUUCAUCGUGGUGCGGACGACCACGUUCGAGGACUUUGCGACGGUCGUGUGCGAGGACAAGCGGUCGGCAACGCUGGACGCGGGCAACGUCAAGCUGACGUACAACUCGCUGCUGGAGAAGGCGGUCGCGGCCGAGAAGGAGCGGCUGAAGGAGGAAACGCGCCGCAUCCGCAAGCUCGAGAACGAGCUGAAGGGUGUGUGGAUCGAGGCGGGCCUGUCCGGUGUCGACAGCUGGGAGACGGCCCAGAAGCUCGUCAUGGACCGGGAGGUGUACGACCUGUACGAGAAGGAGGAUAAGGUCGAGCGGCUGUGGGAAGACUUUGUGAAGGAGACGGAAGAUUCCUGCAGCCACCAUCAUUCGCGUUCGAAAAAGUCGAAAAAGAGUCGAAAGCACAAGAAAAAAUCGCGCUCCUCGUCCAAAUCGCUCUCGGAAGCAUCGGAAGUGGAGUAUGAAAAGCCUUCGUCGAAGAAAAAGCGUCGAUCCCGGUCGCGAACUCCCCUGACGGCGAGCGAUCUGUCGGAAAGCGAGCAUGAGCUGCACGAGGAACCGCUGCACCAUCACAACGACCAUCACGGUGGUGGUGGUGACCGAUUGGACCGGAAGCGGAAAAAGAAGAAAAAGCACCACCGCAAACAGUCCCGCUCACCGUCGUACGAAGAGAUGCUGGUGAUGGAGAAGAAUGGUGGCGGUGGUGGUGGCGGUGCAGCUGCUGCUGCUGCAUCCCGUUCCCGGACACCCUCCCCGGAGGUAGAGAAGAAAAAGAAAAAGAAGGACAAAAAGAAAAAAGACAAACGUCGAACGUCUCGAUCGGUCAGCCGGGCUAGUAGCGGCGCGCGGAUUCGCAGCCCCCUGGACGAGGGCCGCCGUAGCAGGGGCGGCAGCAGAUCUUCCAAAAUGGCCGACGAUGCGGCACUGAGCGAAUCGGAGCUGGAAUCGCAGCGGGCCGCACUGUUGGCGCAGCUGAACGAACAGAUGGACGAGUAGCGCGACAUGCCACGAAGAGGAGAAGAGGAGGAGUAGGCGACCCCCGGCGACAACCAUAAACGGAGACGGAGAGCACGCAGAGUACGUAAGAACGUGGGUGUAUAUUUUACGCGAAAAAGUCUAUAAAAUCAGUCCGCUACACAAUCGUGAGCCGCCGCAAA